Molecule: messenger RNA, 1695 nt
Organism: Caenorhabditis briggsae
Lineage: Eukaryota; Metazoa; Nematoda; Chromadorea; Rhabditida; Rhabditidae
Exons: 3
Coding region: 1-1695 (564 amino acids)
Source: RefSeq, a predicted model, not a curated record
AUGGGUAGAAAGAGCACUAAAGGUACUCCAGCGAGACAAGUUGCUGUCGAGGAAGACGCUGAAGAAGUCGUCGUUCCGCCAAAGACACCUGGCAAGUCGCCAAAAACGAGAGCUCAAAAAGCACUGGCUACUGGAGCUGCCACACCGGCACCGAAGACUCCAUCUCGUGCUCAAAAAACACCAGCUGUUACUGAAACUCCAGCUCCGAAAACGCCUUCUCGUGCUGCCAAAUCACCAGCUCGCGCUGUCAAAACUCCAUCUGCGGCUGCCACUCCCAACCGAAAAACUCCAACUCGUGCUACUAAGGCAGUUGCCAAGACUACUGCAAAAAAAGUUUUUGAGGUUCCGAGUGACGAGGAAAGUGAGGAGGACGAGGAGUUGCAGGUAGUGAAAACUGUUCCACCUUCGAUUGCGGUUCCAAAGAAAGAAGAAGAGAAAGGUUCGGAUGUCGAAGAGGAAGACUCAAGUGAUGAUGAAGAGGAAGAAGGAGCGGAGGAAUUGAAAAAGGCAUCUACUCCAAAACAGGAAAAGAAAAUCAAUGCUAAAGAGAACGCUUCGAUUCAAGCUGCAAAAGAUCAGGCACCACAAGCAAUCAGUGCUCUCAAAAAGUACUUUGCCGACAAGAACGAGAAAUCACUCUUUCCUGAUAUCGAUUAUGCUCUCAACUUGACUGUCACCUACAAGCUUCCUGCUGUCACAACAACUCAAGGAAAGAUUCAAAUCCAGCUGCCGAAUUCGACGCGCACUAUCAACAACACAUCUGUCUGCGUCAUUAUGCCAGACUUGGAUCAGUCCGAUGCCGCCAAACGUGAUUUCGAUGUCGAAAAGCAAUCUCGCGAAUGGGCCGACAAAAUUGAGGCAGAUCAUGGGCUCACUUCUGCACAUAUCACGAAAAUUCUGACAAAGCGAGAGGUUGAGAGAAUCGCUCACACCUACAAAGACAAGCGCUCGCUUGCUUCAUCGUACGACGUGUUUAUGGUGGACGGACGUGUCUACAAUUCGGUUAAAAGUUUCCUUGGAAAGGAAUUCUAUAAAGUGCAUAAGUCGCCACUUCCAUUCGUCUACCAUAAACCCAUGAGCACGGCUAUCGAAGCAGCACUCCGAACAGUCGUCUAUCCUCUCAGAAGAUACAUUACCAGAGCUGCUGUCGCGGUCGGUCAUUUGGGACAAGGAUCAGCUGAACUCAGCGAGAACAUCAACACAGUCAUUGAGAAGAUCGGGCAAAAGUGCCCAGGAGGGUUCGCCAAUGUUCGUAACAUCUACUUGAGCCCGAGCAGCAACACACCGUCGCUCCCAAUUUAUGCGGAUGAAGGAUCGGCCACUGAAAUCCAUCUCCCAACCGGAUCUGCUCGCGACAACAGAUCACUCCAUGAAACCGUCGACGAUUGCUCAACUCUUCCAGAUGGUCUCAAAGUCGCGGUUCGCAACAAUGCUCGUAUCCGUGUCCUAAAGGAAGAUACCAAUGAUGCGGUUCUGUUCCCAACUGUUAAUGACGAGCACUCGAUCCGUGACAGACUCAAACCAACUAUUGAUCCAUCCAAAGUGUUGAAGAAGCGUGCCAGAAGAGCCAAGGGAAAGGAAAUCGUCAAGAAGCAAAUCAAGAGAAGAAAGGAAAAGAAGCUGAAAAAGAGAACUGCUGAUGCAUCAUCCGCAACACCAGUCGUCGCCGCCAAGAAGGCGAAAGUCUCUCAAUAA